AGCUUUUCAGAGACAAUGUCUGGACGUGCGAAGCAGGGCGGCAAGGCUCGCGCCAAGGCCAAGUCCCGUUCUUUCAGGGCCGGCCUGCAGUUCCCCGUGGGCCGCGUCCAUAGGCUCCUUCGCCAAGGGAACUAUGCAGAGCGUAUCGGGGCUGGCACACCAGUGUACCUGGCAGCCGUGCUGGAGUACCUGACGGCCGAGAUCCUGGAGCUGGCUGGCAACGCGGCCCGCGACAACAAAAAGACGCGCAUCAUCCCGCGCCACCUGCAGCUGGCCAUCCGCAACGACGAGGAGCUCAACAAGCUGCUGGGCCGCGUGACGAUCGCGCAGGGCGGUGUCCUGCCCAACAUCCAGGCGGUGCUGCUGCCCAAGAAGACCGAGAGCAGCCACAAGGCCCAGAACAAGUGA
Molecule: messenger RNA, 408 nt
Organism: Chionomys nivalis (European snow vole)
Lineage: Eukaryota; Metazoa; Chordata; Mammalia; Rodentia; Cricetidae
Product: histone H2A type 4
Exons: 1
Coding region: 16-408 (130 amino acids)
Cellular component (GO): nucleosome
Molecular function (GO): structural constituent of chromatin; DNA binding; protein heterodimerization activity
Source: RefSeq, a predicted model, not a curated record